AUGCGCUUGAACUCCUCCGCAUUGCGGGGCCUCCGCCGGCCGGUGUCUUGUCGGCCACAACUUGGUCGCCAACAACAACGAUUCAAUGCUACGAAUACUGGACCUGUAAAUCAGGCUGCGUUCUGGACGACAAACAAGGUCUUGUUAUUGAGUGCGUUUACUGGAGCGCUGGCAUAUACGUAUGGAAUCUGGGAUGCUGGAUCGAGUUACAAGAAAGAUGCGGCAAAGGCGGAUCAGCCGCCGGUCUAUGCUAAGAGAGCAGAGAUGGAGAAGGCCAUCGAAGAAGUGAGGACGAAGCUUGGUGAAGAUUCCAUCACCACGGACGACGAUGAAUUACACCGCCACGGCUACUCUGAGUGGUCUACGAUCAACGUAGAUGUGCUUCCUAUUGCAGUUGUAUAUCCAAAGUCUACUGAGGAGGUGUCCGAGAUUGCAAAGAUUUGCUACAAGCGCAAGAUCCCGAUAGUCCCAUACUCUGGAGGCUCAAGUUUGGAAGGCAACUUCUCUGCUCCCUACGGUGGCUUCUGUAUCGAUUUCGCCUUCAUGGACAAAAUUCUGGCCCUCCACGACGACGAUUUGGAUGUAGUGGUACAACCCGCAAUCGGCUGGAUGAAGCUCAACGAAGACAUCUCCCACUCUGGGCUCUUCUUCCCGGUUGACCCUGGACCGAGUGCGAUGAUAGGAGGCAUGACAGGAACCAACUGUUCAGGCACAAACGCCGUCCGCUACGGCACAAUGAAAGACAACGUCCUAAACCUCACCGUAGUCCUCGCAGACGGCACAAUCAUCAAGACCAAACGUCGCCCCAGGAAAUCAUCCGCCGGCUACAAUCUCACUGGCAUGUUCAUCGGCUCAGAAGGCACUCUGGGUAUCGUCACGGAAAUCACGCUCAAGUUGCAAGUUAUCCCUCAAGAGACUAGUGUGGCGGUCGUCACUUUCCCGACUAUUCGUGAUGCGGCAAGUGCGGCUUCGAAGAUCAUCAAAGCGGGUGUUCCAAUUGGUGCUAUGGAAAUUAUGGAUGAGGUUCAAAUGAGUGUGGUCAACAAGUCGAAGUCGACCAAAAAGGUCUGGCGCGAGGUACCGACCAUGUUCUUCAAAUUCUCAGGUACCAAGGCUGGCGUCAAGGAGAACGUCGGCUUGGUCAAGGAUCUCUCAAAGCAGUGCAAAUCUAUCGACUUCGAGUUUACUGCCGAUGCGGACGAGCAAAAGAAGUUAUGGUCUGCGAGGAAGGAAUCUCUGUGGUCGAUGUUGUCGUUGAGGAAGGGAGACGAGGAAGUCUGGUCUACGGAUGUUGCUGUGCCGCUUUCAAGGUUACCUGAUAUCAUCGAGGUAUCGAAGCGCGAGAUGGACGAACUGGGUAUUUUCUCUUCUGCCUUGGGACACGUCGGUGAUGGCAACUUUCAUGAGUGUAUCAUGUACAACGGCAAGGACCCUGAAGAGAAGAAGAAGGUUGAGGAGUGUGUUACAAGAAUGGUGGACAGGGCCCUGGAGAUGGAGGGAACGUGCACUGGUGAGCACGGCAUUGGACUGGGAAAGAAGAAGUCUCUGAUCAAGGAGCUGGGACUUGACACCAUUGGCGUGAUGCAAAAGGUCAAACUCUCGCUUGAUCCUCAUUGGCUCAUGAACCCAGGCAAGGUGUUUGACCAUCCUGCACAAGACAAGCCUAUGGGGACUUGA
Molecule: messenger RNA, 1677 nt
Organism: Aureobasidium pullulans EXF-150
Lineage: Eukaryota; Fungi; Ascomycota; Dothideomycetes; Dothideales; Saccotheciaceae
Product: D-lactate dehydrogenase mitochondrial precursor
Exons: 4
Coding region: 1-1677 (558 amino acids)
Biological process (GO): lactate catabolic process
Cellular component (GO): mitochondrion
Molecular function (GO): D-lactate dehydrogenase (NAD+) activity; D-lactate dehydrogenase (cytochrome) activity; FAD binding
Source: RefSeq, a predicted model, not a curated record